GCUCUAUAUACUCGAUAUACCUUACUUGCCUUAUCCACCCUAUCCACCUAUCUGGUACAUCGACUGAUCUCGUAAAAAUUGAUUGGAGCCAUCUUGAAGAUGAUUUACCCUUUACACCAGCC
Messenger RNA from Racocetra persica, 122 nucleotides. The record is from the annotation of a GenBank genome assembly. NCBI's taxonomy places the organism in Eukaryota, Fungi, Glomeromycota, Glomeromycetes, Diversisporales, Gigasporaceae.